Molecule: messenger RNA, 2110 nt
Organism: Xenopus tropicalis (tropical clawed frog)
Lineage: Eukaryota; Metazoa; Chordata; Amphibia; Anura; Pipidae
Gene: nr4a3
Product: nuclear receptor subfamily 4 group A member 3
Exons: 7
Coding region: 127-1914 (595 amino acids)
Biological process (GO): DNA-templated transcription; intracellular receptor signaling pathway; regulation of DNA-templated transcription
Cellular component (GO): nucleus
Molecular function (GO): DNA-binding transcription factor activity, RNA polymerase II-specific; sequence-specific DNA binding; DNA-binding transcription factor activity
Source: RefSeq, a predicted model, not a curated record
GGUUAAAGGAACAGCUACCAUUAAGCCCUAAAAUCACACUGACAACAAUCUUCAGAAGUAGUGAAUUUUCAGCUUUUAUUUCUGAUAGUCUGCCAAACCCUUCCACCAUUCACCAAUCAUCUAGGUAUGCCAUGCAUGCAAGCACGGUAUAGUCCAUCACCACCUGUUUCCACAUUUAUAACUCAGCAUUACUCUCAUGGCUCUGAGCUCAGUAAACAAUUAAUUAGUUCUUACCAUUCCAAAGUGAACAUGGAUCUAAACUGCACAGGGAUUACAGCGUCAGCUACCACAUCCCUGCCAAGUUUUAGCUCUUUCAUGGAUGGAUAUUCUGGAAGUUAUGAACACAAACCCUCAUGUUUAUAUCAAAUGCAAGCAUCGAGUCAGAGAUCCUUGAUAAAGUUGGAGAGUUACCAUCCAAUCAACUAUCAACCAUCAAUUUCUCAACAAGCAAAUGUUAUGUCUAGCCCAUCUAUGUAUUUUAAGCAGUCUCCUCCUUCAACCCCGACAACCCCAGAAUACCCAGCUCAUCUGUCACCACGAUGGGAACAACUUGACACAUUGCCACCUUCACAGUCAUGUAUAAACUCUGGGCCUUUGGUUGAAACUUUACUUAAAACUGUUACACCCCAGUAUCCAAAUUUUCACCUAAAGUAUUCUCCUUUGAAUAACCCAAUUUCUAACUCACGGAUGUGUUAUGACCUGUCUCAAAGUAUAUUAUUAUGUCCUGAAGGAGUCUCUGCCCAUGGGGCAAUGGAUCAUCUGCCAUACAAUCUGCCUAUAACAAAGGGAUCUAAUUUGAUCUUUUCCUCACUUGGAAGUACUCACAAUGUCGCUGUGUCAGGGGAUGGAAACCUUCCAUCACCCCCCAUCCGAAAAACCUCUGGGGAAGGAACCUGUGCAGUGUGUGGAGAUAACGCUGCAUGUCAGCACUAUGGUGUCAGAACAUGUGAGGGAUGCAAGGGCUUCUUUAAGAGAACUGUGCAGAAAAAAGCUAAAUAUGUUUGUUUGGCAAAUAAAAAUUGUCCAGUGGACAAAAGACGGAGAAAUCGUUGUCAGUACUGCAGAUUCCAAAAAUGUCUUAAUGUUGGAAUGGUUAAAGAAGUUGUACGCACAGAUAACCUUAAAGGCAGAAGAGGCCGAUUACCUUCAAAACCAAAGAGUCCUAAUCUUCAUGAAACAUCUCUACAAGUUCCAUCCACGACUCCAGCUGGUAUACUAAAUGCAUUGGUACAUGCACUGGCAGAUUCUACAUCCACGGAUCUUGAUUACUCUACAUACUCAACUACUACAGACCAGGCAGCUGAAGGCAAUGAUACUGAAUCUGUUCAUCAGUUCUACAACCUAUUAACUAUUUCCUUUGAAGUAACCAAGAAAUGGGCUGAAAAACUCCCAGGGUUUAAAGAACUCUCAAAGGAUGAUCAAACCCUGUUAAUAGAAUCAACAUUUUUGGAGCUAUUUAUUUUAAGGCUUUCUGUGAGAUCAAACAUGGCAGAAGAUGAAUUUGUAUUUUGUAAUGGAUGUGUACUGCACAGAAUUCAAUGUCUUCGUGGUUUUGGGGAGUGGCUGGAUGCAGUACAACAUUUCUCAUUAAAUUUACAAAGCCUUAACCUUGAUGUCUCAACUGUAGCAUGUUUGUCUGCUGCUUGUCUUUUUACAGGGCGACAAGGAUUAAAAGACCCAAAGAAAGUGGAAGAAUUACAUAACAAAAUUGUUGGUUGUCUAAAAGAACACUUAGCUGUAAGGGGACAAAACAGACCAAAUCAACUAGAUAGCACAGUAGUAAUGUGUAUUCUUACAGAAUUACGUUCUCUUUGUACAUUGGGACUGCAACGUAUAUUUUACCUAAAACUGGAAGAUUUGGUACCACCACCUGCUGUGAUUGACAAGUUAUUUUUUGAUACAUUACCAUAUUAAAUCAGUAAAAUGGUCUUUAUUUUUAAUCUAAUGAAAUCUACAAAAGAAGCUCAAACUCAAUAGGAUUAGAAUAGAUAAGAUAAGAAUAGUACUUUCUCUGUAAAAGGGAAGGAAAACAGGUAAAGCAGGUUAGUAAAAAUGUUAAGAAAUCAACAAAGUCUAAUACAAAAACUAUAUAUAUAUAUAUAUAUAAUUA